GCAUAGGAGGUUUUUUGCCUCUAGCUAGCUAGCUGUGAAAACAACAUGGCUUUUACUUUGUACUCCCUUAUUCAAGCAGCGAUUCUUUGCGUCAACGCUGUCGCUGUAUUACACGAAGAAAGAUUUCUCAGUAAAAUCGGCUGGGGGGUCGACCAGACUGUCGGAGGUUUCGGUGAUGAACCAGGCAUCAAAGUGCAGCUAAUGAACCUUGUCCGCUCUGUGAGGACAGUGAUGAGAGUGCCGUUGAUUGCAGUGAAUGCAGUCUGUAUAGUGCUGCUGCUUCUGUUUGGAUGACGAGCGAAGAUGGGCCAGACCAGGCCAGACCAGGCUGGGCUGGGCCAGGCCAGGCCAGACCAGGCUGCUGAACUCUUCUGCAGAAACAUUUGAUCACUUUGGCUCACAAAACGUCUCCUUUUAGUCUGAAUAUUCAUGCUAUCAUUUAAUAUUCUACAUCAAUAAUUUGUUAGGCCUGUUUUAUACAGCUCAGUGAUUUCAAAUAAAUACAUAUGCAGCUAUUUAGAAUGCACCCUAUUAUUUUGAAUAGUAUAACAAAAUAGUUAACAAGUACUUUACAGAGUGUCAUUUUUGUUAAAACAUAUAAAUGGAUAAGGCUUUAUACGUGGUAUUGUUGAAAUAAUAAUAAUAAAAUGGGGUUGGUGGUUGA
Messenger RNA from Etheostoma spectabile (orangethroat darter), 664 nucleotides. RefSeq names its product immediate early response 3-interacting protein 1. Gene Ontology annotation, cellular component: endoplasmic reticulum membrane; COPII-coated ER to Golgi transport vesicle; Golgi membrane. NCBI's taxonomy places the organism in Eukaryota, Metazoa, Chordata, Actinopteri, Perciformes, Percidae. Bases 46 to 294 code for a protein of 82 amino acids. The transcript has 5 exons. Gene Ontology annotation, biological process: endoplasmic reticulum to Golgi vesicle-mediated transport. The record is from RefSeq and is a predicted model, not a curated record.